Talaromyces rugulosus is the source of this 438-nucleotide messenger RNA. RefSeq lists its product as uncharacterized. NCBI's taxonomy places the organism in Eukaryota, Fungi, Ascomycota, Eurotiomycetes, Eurotiales, Trichocomaceae. The transcript has a single exon. The coding region runs from base 1 to 438 and encodes 145 amino acids. The record is from RefSeq and is a predicted model, not a curated record.
AUGGACGGAGUCAAAGGCACUCCAAUAACCGGGAACAACUCGCGAGAGACGACCGGAAACCCACCCAGCAUCAAGGCCGAACCCAUCAUCAAGACUGAAUCUCCUCGGCCAUCGCCAGUUCCCAGAAACAGCAGCCAGUCGCGGUCCUCCGCAGAGAGAAAGUCGCUCCAGCGCCAGCUCGACGCCCUACGAACACAGCACGAGACUCUGGAGACACAAGCCAACGCAGCGGAACUGCGAGCCCAUAUCCCAGAUGAACAACGGCGUAUUGCCGAGGCUGAGCAGCGUAUUCGAGGUGCUGAGACAAUGCCGCCUGCUGAGUUCGUCAUCCUGUAUUACGGUUUGCCCACUACCUUGAUUCAUUGUGGGCAUACCUCCCCGCAAAGCCCCAGUAUGAGCGCAAAGAACAUCUGCGUUCAACCGUUAAGAAGAGGGUGA